This is a messenger RNA of Brassica rapa (field mustard), 771 nucleotides long. RefSeq names its product glutathione S-transferase T3-like. The record is from RefSeq and is a predicted model, not a curated record. Lineage: Eukaryota; Viridiplantae; Streptophyta; Magnoliopsida; Brassicales; Brassicaceae.
AUGGACCCUUUUUCCCUAAACUCUCACGGGUUUGUUAACUUGUUAGCUUCGCAGAGCAGUCCUACAAUAGACGUAGACUCUGCUGAGGCACCUGUUAGCUCUCCCGGGUUAGUUAAACCAGCGGAAAGGAGAAAGUGGACCACAAAAGAAGAUCUUGUGUUGAUUAGUGCUUGGUUGAACACCAGCAAAGAUCCAAUAAUUAGUAAUGAGCAGAAGUUAGGGGCUUUUUGGAAGAGAAUUGAGGCGUACUUCAAUGCUAGUCCUCAGCUCAUUGGCUCCAUUCCUAGAGAGUGGGGUCAAUGUAAGCAGAGGUGGGGAAGGGUGAAUGCGGAGGUUUGUAGGUUUGUGGGUUCCCAUGAGGCCGCUCUGAAGCAGCAAGCUAGUGGGCAAAGUGAAAAUGAUGUCAUGAAGGCGGCUCAUGACAUCUAUUUCAAUGAUUAUAAUGCCAAGUUUGCGCUUGAACAUUGCUGGAGGGAACUUCGGUUUGAUCAGAAGUGGAAGUCACACUCUCAGCCGAAGGAGAAAAAUAAGGAAUCUGGUGCGGAGCCGGUGGCUGAGGAGGCAGAGGUUAGGCCUCCAGGCAUUAAGGCUUGCAAAGCGGGGAAACGCAAGAAGCCAGACGACGUAGCUUAUGAUAAAAUACAUAGCAUCCUAGCUAAUAAAAACACCAUUUCCAGACAAAAGAUCCUUGAUCGUCUGCUAGUAAAGGACACACUUUCCCCUAGUGAAGAAGCUCUGAAGGAGAAACUCAUCUCUGAAAUGCUUGAUUGA